Molecule: messenger RNA, 2580 nt
Organism: Gadus morhua (Atlantic cod)
Lineage: Eukaryota; Metazoa; Chordata; Actinopteri; Gadiformes; Gadidae
Gene: marchf5
Product: membrane-associated ring finger (C3HC4) 5
Exons: 7
Coding region: 383-1228 (281 amino acids)
Molecular function (GO): zinc ion binding
Source: RefSeq, a predicted model, not a curated record
GAUACGUCAGGGCACGUCGCGCUAACCCAGGGGCGGGCCGUCCACGCAGCAAACGGUCAUGCUGGUGUGUUCGAGAUAAAUAACGUCUUUAUCGUCGCCGUUUCAAUUAUGUUUUGAAAUUAGAUUGAAGGUCACGAAUGUGUGAUAUUAAGAGCGGGGUGACCGAAGAUGGGCCGUUAUUAGGGAUACACUAAUUGGCAAACGCGCGGCCGACUCUCCUUAGCAACACAAAGGCCGUUUUAGCUUGUUAGCUACUCUCAGCUAGUGAUUGACUGCCACCGCAAGCUGCACUAAAUUAACGAGCCUGCCUGGCAGUUUUUAUAUUAUAACGAAUUCAACUUUGGCAACUUGCAGAUAGGUGACCUGUUUCCAUCUCACGAUAAUGGCGGAGCAGAGUGCCGUGGUUAUGCAGCAGAACUUGGACAGGAGCUGCUGGGUGUGCUUCGCCACCGACGAGGACGACCGCGCUGCCGAGUGGGUCCGGCCAUGCCGCUGCCGGGGCUCCACCAAGUGGGUGCACCAGUCGUGCCUGCAGCGCUGGGUGGACGAGAAGCAGCGCGGCAACAGCACGGCGCGCGUGGCCUGCCCGCAGUGCAACGCCGAGUACCUCAUCGUCUUCCCCAAGCUCGGCCCGGUGGUGUAUGUGCUGGACCUGGCCGACCGGCUCAUCUCCAAGGCGGGGCCCUUUGCGGCAGCGGGCAUCAUGGUGGGCUCCAUCUACUGGACGGCGGUCACCUACGGGGCCGUGACCGUCAUGCAGGUGGUGGGCCAUAAGGAGGGUCUGGACGUGAUGGAGCGGGCGGACCCCCUGUUCCUGCUCAUCGGCCUGCCCACCAUCCCCGUCAUGCUGAUCCUGGGGAAGAUGAUCCGCUGGGAGGAGUACGUGCUGCGGCUCUGGAGGAAGUACUCCACCAAGCUGCAGAUCCUCAACAGCAUCUUCCCAGGGCUGGGCUGCCCGGUACCCCGUAUCCCGGCGGAGGCCAACCCGCUGGCGGACCACGUGUCCGCCACACGCAUCCUGUGUGGCGCGCUGGUGUUCCCCACCAUCGCCACCAUCGUGGGGAAGCUCAUGUUCAGCAGCGUCAACUCCAACCUCCAGAGGACCAUCCUGGGAGGCAUCGCCUUCGUGGCCAUCAAAGGGGCCUUUAAGGUGUACUUCAAGCAGCAGCAGUACCUGCGGCAGGCCCACCGCAAGAUCCUCAACUUCCCAGAGCCGGAGGAAGCCUAACGGGUCCGUGGUGGGGGGAGGGGGAGUGUGAAGGACAGACAGAAGAGCAGAAGCCAGUGACCGACACAGACCACACCUCCUCCCUGAUGUCAUCGUGCUCCUGCUGCAACCGACAUUCAACGCUAGGAUGAUCACCAAACCCACCGCCAUCGCACUUGUGUUUUUAAUGACUGUUUGACGCGACCGCGAGCUGGGGACGGAGACGUGAGACUUUGAGGGCACCGCUCGGCACACGUUGCACAAACACACGACACAAGCGCUUCUCUCCAGGAAGGUACUGCGGGUGUGUUGCUGUGUGCAAAGCAAUCACUCCUCCAGUACUCCUGUCAACUUGUAUGAACGUAUUUUAUGAUGAUCGGGGAAGAAAUAAAUGACGCAGGCACAUGUAUUUAGAAAGUUUUAUAAAAGGAAAUUAUUAAUAAAUUGUUUUAUAAUGUUUUGUUUUUCAGAUUUAAAAAGUCCCCUUUACUCAGGUAAAGGGGAGGUGUCAAAUAAAUAUUAUUAUUUUAUGUGUUGAAUGUAUUAGUGAUGAAUAAAAUGCGUUAACAAAUGAGACUUAAAUGAUUAACCACAACUACCAAGCGUUAAGCUAGAGGAAAACUAACCGCUUCUUCAACCUGCGCCGGACGGCCGAGAGCUUACGUUCUCUGUAGCCUGUGACUGUGCUCCGUAUUAGUCUACUUUAACCUAUUGAACCACGGCCACCAAUAGGCUGCUUAAACGCUGGCAUUUCAGACACUUCCUUCAAUGCAAGGUUUCGGAUUAAGCUACUUGUUGGUGGAAGCGGGCCCUGGCGACUCAGGGAAGAGAUGCUGUUAUACGAUUAUUUUCAUUCUGUCAAGAAAGCUCAGAGGACUGUGCUGAGUCGACUGGGUCUUUCCAAGACACCCAAGAUGACUUCAGGGCAAUCGGCACACCUCCCCAGGUGAUGGGAAGCAGGCCCAGCGCGGUUCCUUCCCAGAAGUGUUUUCUUUCAGAGCCUGUCCAGUGACGUUCUCUCCCCUGGUGUUUAUGUUCCGCUUUCAGUUUUAAGUGCAAUUUCCAAUUUUUUUUUUUUUUCCCUCUUGUUUUGAAAUCGGGUGACUCUUACGGCUUGAGUGACUUCAAGGCCAGGCCCGGGUGAAAGCCUUCUUUGGACGAUUGGUUGGUAAUUAUCUAAAUAUCUGGAUCAGGACAUGUACGUCUGAUUUAGGAAAUCCAUCAGUGGCACUAUUCUGAUGUUAAUCAUGUAAAAGAUUUCACAUUUCUUGGAGCAAAGACGUCCUGUAUAAUAAAUCGACUGCAAAGCUUUAUGGUUAAUGGUCUCCUGUGUGAUCUUGAUCAAUAUACAAAAUAAAUUGAAAUGCAUGGGU